UCGGCGGCUUUUGAUGACGUAACGGGUAGCUCAGCCGUCAACACACAAAAACAACACAAGUCAGCUGUCUGGCACGGAUUGCUACAAGCGGAAUUCGCAAAAUACCGCUUUUUACCGUUUUACAUUUUCUGUACAACCAACAACGCUUGAAGCGUCUCUAUUCAACCUUUGAUACAAAGUGGAAAUAAAUAGCAUCGAUCGGAAACUCCUUUGUUUCCGUUUUGCUUUAGCCACGAAGCGGUUAGCUUCACAAAUUGAGGGAUCGAGCGUGCCGAGCCUGUUCGACACAGAGGUAAAUUACACGUCCUCAAUAUGAUGACCUAUAAACGUCAUUAUUUUAACAACAUGAACUGCUCCAGAAUCUAAAUAUUGACUUAAAUUAACAGCAGUAAAGUUAUCAAUUGAACUUAUACUGACUGCUGAUUAAUAUCUUGUUAAAAAUGCCAUGUGUUUUCACGUGGCAACCAGUUGGUGUGUGUACUACAGUCAGGAUAUACAAAUGUUUUGUUUUUUUUAAGGAUAUACAAUGGUUUCUGAAUCUGAAGCAGCGCCACUUGCGUCAUUACGCGCCUUUGCGUGGUUUAAAUUGUAUUUAUACAAAACAAUACAUCAUUAUUUGUCUUGUUGCAGUAGCUGUAACAAAGCGCUUUAUCGAAAAUUUAACAUAGAAUCAGAAAAUACUACAACAGAACACGUUAACAUAAAUAACAAUACAAUCGUUACAAUGAUUCCUGCAUGUGCCUUGUUGUUUGAGGCUCAAACAAGAAGCUGUAAUGUCCUUUGAGGAAUACAGAGAUUGGUUCAAUUCUCCCAUCCCAUUUAGAUCGACUUCAAUUCCAAUCGCUGAAUCUCAGUCUCCCCCCCCAAAAAAUCAUGUUUGCCACCCUUGAGAAUUGCACAGAAUUACACUAUCCUGAAGGAUAGCACAGAAAACUGCAAACACUUUUCAGUUAUCAUUGUGUCUGUAGUCAUGUCCAUUCAAAAUUGAUUUGACUUCAAAUAUCUGUCGGCCAGCAUUCCAUAAGCUGAAUUAUUCAUGUGAUAAAACACCCUUUGUUACAAUCUAGAUAGGCCUUUCAAAAGAAGAUUGAUUUAUUUUCUGCAGCCAAAAAAUUGAAUCCUUCCCGACUUUGUCGUUGCUUGCUUUAAGCCAAAGAGACGGAUUUAUGGCAAAGCCAGACCGCAAGACUUCCCGGUGGAGAUUCUGACCCCCACCAUCAGCCGCCGUUCUGACCAAUCAACAUGUCUCCGCGGAAAAGACCCUUGGUUCCUGUAAGCAACCGUCGCAAAACAGAAGACGACUACUUCCCUUUCCACUUCCUGCCUGCGGAGUGCCAGCUCCAUGUGUUGUCUUUCCUAAAUGAAGUGGAUAAAUGUAGCUGCGCUCUGGUUUGCUUGAGCUGGAGUUGCCUUGUUCGUUCCUGGAAACUGUGGCGGGUUGCUGACUAUUCCCGUCGCGGCGUCUUCCACCUGGGCCAAGAGGGGUUGCUCGUGUCCAAUCGCGAGUUUGAGAGGUGGAAAUCCUGGGUUCACCUCUACACGCACCAUCUCAUCUCACGCCGAGCCAGCCUUCUCACACUGAAGGCCAGCUUUGAUUUGGGGGAUCGCUGUAAUCAGUGGGGUGACCUGCUCAGCCACCUCUUGGAUAAUGUCCACUGCAGGGAUCUCAGUCACCUUGACCUCAACUGGACGUUUACGCAUCUUGAACCUCUGGAUCUCCGGGUCCAUUCUAGCUCCAGUUCCCACCAGGACAACAUUACUAAGAUGGACCAGGUGACCAAUUUCCAGGAGCUGUUGACCAAACUCACCCAGAGUUGUCCUCGUAUCACCAAGAUGAGGUUACACUUUGACUGGUCAGAUUUGUCUGUGUCGCUGCUCACUCAGUUCCAGCAACUCAAAGUCCUUGAGCUGAAGUACUUCUGGGUUUUCAAAGGAUUGACUCCAUCCACACUGCAGACCCUAACAACAUCCCUUCCCAACCUAAAAUCUCUCACCUUACAUAUCCUGGUGCCGCUGAGGAACCUGGGUAUUUCUUACACACUGGAGUCGCUUUCUUUGGAGUUCUUGGACGUGUCACCGAGCAGAGGCCUGGUCUUCUCUUGUCUAAAGCUGCCCGCUCUGCGUGAGCUCCGAGCCAAGAAGAUUGUUCGCGGCAUCACAUUGGACAGGCGUACCAGGCUGAGGAUCCAGAGUCGAUGGCCUUGCUUGUACCAUGUCCUUCGGGAAGGAACGCCAAGGCUCCAGGCACUCAACAAUGAGAGACUCCUUCCUACUUGGAGAGAAGAGACCUAUGAGGAACUCUCGGCCAUCCUGGAUGGUUCUUGUUAUUGUGUCCAGCAUCUAGACAGCUGGCUUUGGUAACCAACCAACUCUGUGAAAGUCGUUUUAAUUCUCAAGGAUUGUUUUCAUUUACUCCGUUUGUUCAGAGGGACACAAAGAGACAUGAGAAAAUUGACAUUCAUAUGAUAAAAGUCGGCCAUUUCCGCAUACAGUAUUCCCCAAAUCUCCUGCUGUUUGUUUGCACAGCCCCAUAAACGGUUUUCAGUAAGCAGUGAGUUUUAAAUCCUUUCAGUCAAUUCCAAAAACAAAGGACGCCCUUCAAAGGAGAACAGGGACAUGUAAGAUGUUUCCAUGAUGGCGAUCACAAAUCUACACAUACACACACACACAAAUUCAGUUUUCAAAGAUGUCAAUGUUGAUUUUAAGGAAGAAAAAAAGUCUGGACCAAAAAAACAGUGAAACAAGAAAAUGAAUGCGUGAAAUACGAUUAGCUUAUACAAACCCGAUUCCAUAGAAUUUGGGAUGUUGUGUUAGACACAAACAAAACCAGAAUACAAUCAUCUGCAAGUCAUUUUCAACCGAUAUUUAAUUGAAUGCACUGCAAAGACACAAUUGUUCAAUGUUCAAACCUAUAGACGACGUUUUCAGCCAAUAAUGAUUCAUUUAGAGUUACGGCUGUAACACUUUCCAAAAACGCUGGGACUUGGUCAUGUUUGCCAUUAUGUUACAUCACAUUUUCUUUUAACAUUCAAUAAACGUUUAGGAACAAAGGACAGUAA
Hippocampus zosterae (dwarf seahorse) is the source of this 3059-nucleotide messenger RNA. RefSeq lists its product as uncharacterized. Gene Ontology annotation, biological process: protein polyubiquitination; SCF-dependent proteasomal ubiquitin-dependent protein catabolic process. Gene Ontology annotation, molecular function: protein binding. Bases 1243 to 2361 code for a protein of 372 amino acids. The record is from RefSeq and is a predicted model, not a curated record. Gene Ontology annotation, cellular component: SCF ubiquitin ligase complex. The transcript is spliced from 2 exons. NCBI's taxonomy places the organism in Eukaryota, Metazoa, Chordata, Actinopteri, Syngnathiformes, Syngnathidae.